Messenger RNA from Panicum hallii, 939 nucleotides. RefSeq names its product AP-4 complex subunit epsilon-like. The coding region runs from base 1 to 939 and encodes 312 amino acids. Gene Ontology annotation, molecular function: cargo adaptor activity. The record is from RefSeq and is a predicted model, not a curated record. The transcript is spliced from 5 exons. Lineage: Eukaryota; Viridiplantae; Streptophyta; Magnoliopsida; Poales; Poaceae. Gene Ontology annotation, biological process: intracellular protein transport; receptor-mediated endocytosis. Gene Ontology annotation, cellular component: AP-4 adaptor complex; membrane coat.
AUGACGACGCGCCGCGCCGUCGCCGGAGGGGACGGACGCGUCGACGAGUGCGUGCGUGCGCGGAGUGGUGGGUGCUCGUUUGGUCAGGACGGAACUCAAGAUGCCGUCGUCGCCGGAGGCAAGAAUAAGAUGAAGUGCAUGGUCGUUGUCACGCCCCCGCCGCCCCGCGAACUCAAGCGCGAGCUCAAGCACCUCAAGCGCCACCUCGCCGACCCCGACGUGUCCCGCCGCAAGAUGAAGGAGCUCCUCCUCCGCCUCAUCUACACCGAGAUGCUCGGCCAUGACGCCUCCUUCGGUCACAUCCACGCCGUUAAGAUGACCCACGACAAGUCGCUCCCGCUCAAGCGGACCGGGUACCUCGCCGUUGCGCUCUUCCUCGACGAGCGACACGACCUUAUCAUCCUCAUCCUCAUGGUCAACACCAUCCAGAAGGACCUCAGGUCUGACAACUACCUCAUCGUCUGCGCAGCACUCACCGCUGCGUGCCGCCUCAUUGGCGGGGAGGCCAUCCCCGCCGUGCUGCCACAAGUUGUAGAGCUGCUUGCGCACCCUAAGGAGGCCGUGAGGAAGAAGGCCGUCAUGGCACUGCACCGAUCCUACCAGCGAUCCCCCUCCUGUGUUUCCCACCUUGUCUCCAACUUCCGCAAGAGGCUCUGUGACAAAGAUCCUGGCGUGAUGGGUGCAACCCUGUGCCCCCUCUAUGACCUGAUCUUGGAAGAACCAAAUGCAUACAAGGAUUUGGUUGUUAGUUUUGUUAACAUCCUCAAACAAGUUGCAGAGAGGAGACUUCCUACUUCUUAUGAUUAUCACCAAAUUCCUGCACCGUUUAUUCAGGAUGAUGAGCUCUUUGUUGUCGCGCACCAACCUGUAGCAAUUCUUUGUGGUGAUGCAGACGACGACGGCAGCGAGGUUAUUCCCAUAAAAAGCAAUACUACAUGA